Messenger RNA from Xenopus tropicalis (tropical clawed frog), 1925 nucleotides. RefSeq lists its product as uncharacterized. NCBI's taxonomy places the organism in Eukaryota, Metazoa, Chordata, Amphibia, Anura, Pipidae. The coding region runs from base 60 to 1925 and encodes 621 amino acids. The transcript is spliced from 2 exons. The record is from RefSeq and is a predicted model, not a curated record.
GAGCUGCAUGUAUGUGCUGCUCUUAUUACAUUUCAAGGUUUUAACAUCUUAGUAGGAAAAUGCCAGUUUACCUGGUAUUCAGCUACCUACAGCACUUUUUAUAUUCCAAAAUGUUAAUAGAUGCUAUUUAUGCAUUUUUUAACAACCUAUACAUCUGCAUCAUUAUACUGCUGGCUAUUUUUACAAUCUUUGGCUUCAGACACUUGGCAAUCCUUAUGGAUAGCCUUGAUAUUCCAAAAAAUGAAAAGAAACAAACCAGCAGAGGAAGACAAUCAAAGACUUGCAAAUUCAGGAUGAAGCGCAUUUCUGAUAGCAAACAUAAACAGCAUGUCGACCAAUUAGAACUGUAUGGAACAGUGAAAGAUUGGAGAGAACUACAUUUUUUUCCAGCAGAAGAUUCAUUUUUUAAAGUAAUAAAGAGACAGUUAUAUUCAGGAAUUGACAUGGCAUAUGAACAAGAAUUGACUAUGAUUUUUGGCUCAAUAAACCUUAGAAUUAAUGUUAAUGAAUUCAGCCAAAACUUGCCAUGCACCUUUAGAAAGGAAGAACUAUGGUCAAGAAUCAUACAAGAGGCUUUUGGGCAGAACAGUGCACAAAUUUUACAGCACUGCUUGCCUUUCCUUAUGGCUAACAGAUUUAAUAGUCAUGCACUUGAAAUAGCAGAUAUUGCUUCUUCAGGUGAGAAAAUUGAAUUUUUGCCUCUCAGCAGAGAAAUGCCGAUCAGAUCAGUUUCUAGCGGACCUUUGGAGGAAUUCUCUUCCAAAGCAAAGCAAAAGAAACACUUCAGAUCUAGUUACCUGAGAUUUAAAAAUACACUUAGCUCCAAAAAUCAGUUUAAGACAAAUUUCACUCCCUCCUGCAUCAAAAAGGAUAUUUUUUAUAAUGCCUUUCUGUAUGCUGAAAUUAGGAGUGCGCAAAAGCAAGAGAAUCGGAUAACACAGGUAACUGCAGAUGGGACAAAUCCUCCAUUUUUGCCUUUCAAUGGGGAACUGCCCAUCAGACCUGUUUCUAGAGGACUUUUGGAGAAAAUACUGGACAAAGAAAUGCAAAAGAAAAAAUGUACAAGUUAUUUGAGGUUUCACAAUAAGCCUUACUUCAAAUAUGGUCUUAACAGAAAUGAGCAUAACAUUUCCUGUUAUGCCUUUCUAUAUGCUAACAUAAAGAGAGCACAGAAAGAAGAUGAAACCUGGUUGGACAGGACAGAUGACUUCAAGAGAAAACGAUCACUUUGUGUGAAAAUGAUAAAAGAUUCUUAUCCUAAGGAUAAGAAUGCAGCUGCAGUAAAAGAUAUGAAAAAUGUACCUACAGAAAACAGUACAAAUAUUUUCAAAGUAAGAGACACUACUUUGUGUAGCAUGGAAACAUAUGCUAACAAUGAUUGCUGCUCAAAUAAGUCUGCACUUAAAAAAAUGAUGAAGUUACUUGAAGAAAACACUACAACAUCGAAGAACAAAAUAGGAUAUGCUAUUCCUAGUGACUUAGCAUGUUCCAAACAGAUCAGGGUUAAAGCUCUGACAUCUACUACAAAGAGAAGUGAAAAGAUACAAGCAGAAAACAGUAUGAACACAGACAAUACAACUGAGGAAACCUGCACUUCUGAACUAAAACCUAAAAUGGACUGUAGUUCAAAUACAUCUACAGUACAAAAUAUGGAAAGGUUCCCAGCAGAAAACUCUACAAAGAAAUUGAAGAAUAAACCUAAAAAGUCUAAAAAAGAUCAUGGGGAAACAACAGUAAAUACUGACAAACCAAUACCAGCAGACAGCAAAUCUGCCAAAAAUUCUAAUGAAUCAAAGAAAAAUGUCAGUGAAGAAAGGAUGUUUCCAGUAAUAAAGGCCAACAGGAACCUUGCAAUUAACAACACCAACACAUUAGUCCAAGUUGCACGGUUUUUUAAAAAAAUCUUUGAUCCAAGCAGGAAAUAA